GUAGGAGCCGGGCGUCGGGCGGGCGGCUCCAGUAAAUAGGAACCAUAACAUGUUGUAAUCUGCAUUGAGCUGUCAGUUACUAUUUGAACAAAAUUUAAAUACUUGAAGUGACUGUACAACAGCUUCUGUCAGAUUGGCUGGGUCAGUACCCAAAGAGGAUGCAGCUUCUUGGUGAUUACAACUUCAGCUGUGAGCUGUUUUCAUGAUCUCCUGGAAUUAUCAGCUGCCUGCUGCAUACCAACAGCUGUAAAGCAGAGAACUGCGCUCCUAUGUAACAUCUUGAUGCUGUUGUUGCUGAUGGAGAGAAACAGGACUUGGUAGUUCACUUGUUGGAAAAUUAUUCAGAAUAAAAAGUUUCCACGGAUCUGGAUUGUUUUUACCAUGAACUCCUCGUCAGUCCAGCAGGGCGUUUACUUGGAGAACAGAAGCAGUAAUGGGGCUCCUAGCAGCUCUGAAGAUCUUUCGGAUUGUAAAACCAAGUCAGAUUUGCCAGUAACAACAGAUGAAAUUAACACUACCAGUAUUAAGAUCAAUGAAGUGCCAAAUGAAGAUGGAAGUCUGGAGAUAAACAGCACAGUGGAUGCCUGCCAGAAUGGGCCAGAGUCGCUCUUCCCUGACUCUCCUGAAUCUUUUGACCCCACCAGCAGUAUGCAGAGUCAAGAGUCGUCCCCAGGUGUGACUGGUUUCCAUGACAGCCUAAAGAAGUCUCAGGGAACUAGUGCUGAGGGCAUAGUUCUUAGAAAAGAAGCUUUGCAGUCUCUCAAACUAAGUCUUCCCAUGCAAGAAACUGAAUUGUGCUCAGUAGAGUCUUCACUCCCAUUGGAGAAAGAAGAACAAAUAAGACUUCAAGCAAGAAGACGGCUAGAAGAACAGCUCAAACAGUACCGAGUGAAGAGACAUCAAGAAAGAUCAAAUCAGUCUACAUCCAAAAACCGGCCCUCCAGCACCCUAGAUCCUGAGCUGAUGUUAAAUCCAGAAAUCUUGCCAAGAGCUAGCACUGUAGCGAUGACAAAAGAAUACUCCUUUUUGCGGACCAGUGUCCCCAGGGGGCCAAAACUGGGUAGCUUGGGACUUCCAGCAUCCUCAAAAGAAAGAAGAAGUUCAAAACCUAAGACCAGUAAGAUCCGGUCCUUGGCUGACUACAGAACUGAAUAUUCGGGCUCUAGAAACACUACUGGGAGUUUUGUGACUACUGAUUUAUCUGGUGGGACUCUGAAGCAAAGCAGAAGCGGUCCAGCAUCAGUUGUUUCUGAGAUUAGUCUACUAUCUGACACAGAUGAACGAAUAGAAAAUUCUUCCUUGGCAGGAGAUAGCAUUUCAGAGAUUGAUGGGAGUGAAGUAGGAACGAGGCUGGAUGGAAAUGAGAGUGACAGCUCUACCUACAGCAGCGUGUCAGGAAAAGGGCUGUAUAACAGUUUACAGAAUGCAGAAGGCAAACAGAGUAUUCCAUAUACAAUAAAUGGUCAGAAGGUACAUCCUGAUGCAAUGGGGCAAUUUCCUUCCAUCAGUGAGGUGUUACAGGCUGCAGCAGCGGAGCAUCAAGCGCAAGAGCAAGAAGUUAAUGGGGAAGUACGGAGUAGGAGAGACAGUAUUUCUAGCAGUGUUUCUAUGGAAAGCUCUAUCGCAGGAACUCAUGACGAAAUGUUGCAGGUUCUGAAGGAGAAGAUGAGACUUGAAGGGCAACUAGAAGCACUCUCACUAGAAGCUAAUCAGGCUCUCAAAGAGAAGACUGAGCUACAAGCCCAACUUGCAGCUUUGAACAUGAAGCUUCAGGCACAGGUGGAGGACAGCCAAAACAGCCAGCAGAAACAGGAAUCUCUGAGCUCCGAAGUGGCCACAUUAAAGCAGUCAUGCUGGGAUCUGGAACGAGCAAUGGCUGACCUGCAAAAUACCUUGGAAGCAAAGAACGCUAGUUUGGCUUCUUCGAAUAAUGAUUUGCAGUUGGCAGAGGAGCAGUACCAAAGACUCCUGCUGAAGGUUGAAGAUAUGCAAAAAAAUGUUCUUACCAGAGACAGCACAGUUCAUGAUCUGCGACAGCAGUUGGCUUCCUUACAGAAUCAGCUUCAGAAGGUGCAGUUGGAACGGACCACACUGACCAACAAGCUAAAGGCAUCUGAAACAGAAAUCACAUCGCUCCAAAAUGUGCGGCAGUGGUACCAGCAGCAGCUUGUGCUAGCACAGGAGGCCCGUGUCAGGCUGCAGAGUGAGAUGGCCAAUAUACAGGCUGGGCAAAUGACUCAAGCAGGUAUGUUGGAACAUCUCAAACUAGAGAAUGUGGCACUGUCUCAGCAGCUGACUGAAACCCAGCACAGAUCCAUUAAAGAAAAGGAACGUAUUGCAGCACAGCUGCAAAAUAUUGAGGCUGACAUGUUAGAUCAAGAAGCUGCUUUCAUGCAGAUCCAGGAGGCUAAAACCAUGGUGGAAGAAGACUUGCAGAGAAAACUAGAAGAGUUUGAGGAUGAGAAAGAACAACUUCAGAAAAUGGCUGAUUCUGCAGCAACAUUGGAGCAAGAAUUGGAACAGGUCAAGUUGACUUUGCAUCAGCGAGAUCUGCAGCUUGAAUCUUUACAACAAGAACACCUAGACCUAAUGAAGCAAUUCACUCUGACCCAAGAGACGUUGCACACCAAAGAGCAGUCUCUGGAUGACCUGCAAACACAGUAUGAUGAACUGAAGGCCAGGUUAGAAGAGUUCCAAAGCGACUCUACUUCUAAAGAUGACACAAUCCAGUAUUUGCAGAAUGAGAAGAUUGUCUUGGAAGUUGCCCUGCAAGCAGCAAAAGCAAGCAAGGAGCAACUUGACGAAGGAGCAAUGCGCCUGGGAGAAGAUACAGAAGUAGCAUCAGAAAUCUUAGAACAACUGAGGCAAGAAAUGGCAAUCAAGUCAAGCCAGGUAGAAAAUCUGCAACAAGAAAAUGCCAGCCUUAAAAAACAGGUUCAAAAAGUGAAGGAACAGUUUCUGCAGCAGAAGGUAAUGGUGGAAGCUUAUCGAAGAGAUGCAAGUUCUAAGGACCAGCUGAUUAGCGAACUGAAAGCUACCAAGAAGCGGCUGGACUCAGAAGUGAAAGAGUUAAAACGAGAGCUACUGAAAAUUGAAGUUGAAAAACAGUCACUCGAAUCUGAACAUUCAAAAUUACAGAAGGAAGUAUCUCAGGUUCACCAGCAGAUGGUGGAAAUAGAAAAUCAUCUUCAGUCAGUGCAGAAAGAACGAGAUGAUAUAGAAACACGCCUACAGUCUUUGCAGUUCGAUAAGGAACAAAUGGCAUCUCUUGCUGAGGCAAAUCAGGCAUUAAAACAACAAGUAGAACAAAUGCAAGAAGAAGCAAAAAAGGCCAUUACUGAGCAGAAACAGAAAAUGAAGCGCCUGGGGUCAGAUCUGACAAGUGCUCAGAAAGAGAUGAAAGCAAAACAUAAAGCCUAUGAGAAUGCAGUCGGCAUUCUUAGUCGUCGGUUACAGGAAUCUCUCACUGCAAAGGAAUCUGCUGAAGCAGAGUUGAGCAAACUAAAAGCACAAAUCACUGAUGGUGGAAACAACCAGAUUGCUCAAGAAAGGAUUCAAGCUCUGGAGACAGAAUUGCAAGCUGUUAGCAGCAGUAAAUUGAUGCUGGAAAAAGAGUUGCAAGAAGUGAUUUCACUUACCAGCCAGGAGCUUGAAGAAUACAGAGAGAAAGUGCUGGAACUUGAGGAUGAGCUUCAGGAAUCUAGAGGCUUCAGGAGGAAGAUAAAACGUUUAGAAGAAAUUAAUAAGAAGCUGGCCCUUGAACUGGAGCACGAACGUGGAAAACUUACAGGUCUUAGUCAGUCCAAUGCUGCUUUGCGGGAGCAUAACAAUAUCCUUGAAACAGCAUUAGCAAAAAGAGAGGCGGACUUGGUACAACUGAAUCUACAGGUUCAGGCAGUCCUAAAGCGGAAAGAGGAAGAGGAUCAGCAAAUGCAACAACUUAUUCAAGCUUUACAGGCUUCCUUAGAGAAAGAAAAGUCAAAAGUUAAAGACCUUAAGAAGCAGGAAACAGCAGCUAAAGCAGAUGCAGCACAUAACCGCCGUCAUUACAGAGCUGCUGUACUUGAACUCAGUGAAAUCAAGAAAGAGCUACAUGCCAAAGAUCUGCUCGUCCAAGCCCUUCAGGUUGAAGUGGACAAGCUGCAGGUAGAGGAUGAAAAACAUUCCCAGGAGGUAUCACAGUUUCAGCAAGAACUGGCAGAAGCCAGGUCUCAGCUCCAACUUCUGCAGAAAAAGCUGGAUGACAAGCUUACUGAACAGCCUGUAGUAAGCCAAGAGGUGGAAGAUCUCAAGUGGGAAGUAGAACGAAAAGAAAGAGAAAUAGAAACACUUAAGCAGCAACUGGAUAUGAGUGAACAGCGCAGCCACAAGGAGUUAGAAGGGGUACAAGUUGUCUUGCAGAAUAUCAAGACUGAGUUGGAAAUGGUGAGGGAAGACCUGUCAGUGACUCAGAAAGAUAAGUUUAUGCUGCAGGCUAAAGUAACUGAACUGAAGAACAGCAUGAAGUCACUCCUGCAGCAGAACCAGCAACUGAAGUUGGACCUGAAGCAUGGCAAGAUGAAGAAGAGGAAGGAACUGAAAGGAGAGAAUAACUCUUCAAAUCCUGUGACUCCAGUCAAGAUUCCUGAUUGUCCAGUGCCUGCUGCCUUGCUGGAAGAACUGUUGAAACCAUCGACAGCUGUGAGCAAGGAGCCUUUAAAAAAUCUGAACAGUUGUCUUCGGCAAUUAAAGCAAGAAAUGGACAGCCUUCAGCGUCAGAUGGAAGAACACACCAUUACAGUACAUGAAUCAAUGUCUUCGUGGACUCAGAUUGAGGGGCAGCUAAUGGACCUUAAAUCUACCAGUCCUGCAACUGCAUCAGACCAACAGGAGAUUCCUACUAUAGAUGAAAAGAAACAGAACUGUAGUGCUAGUGACAAGGAAGCUUUGACACUAUAACCUCCUUAUCAGUUGUCUUUAUUGCUUUACGUAUGUAAACAAAUCUUUAUCAAAAUUAUUUAUUUCAUUUUUUAAAAUGGUGUUCAGAGUUGUGCUUUUGCCUGUAGAAGCAAAGGGCAUGAUUUUGAGAAACUGGUGUAAUAUUAAAUACAGAAUAUGCUAUUUCAAAGGUUUCUUUGAAACCUUACCAUAACGAUUCUGUCAUGUUGGGGACUGCCAGGUGGUCAAUCUAGCUCAUUUGGGGGUUUAGUAAGAGAUUCAGAUGAAGGUUUAGAACGAGGUCAAGAGGAGCCUCUGAUUCCAGGUCUGUAUUUGUUCAACCUGGAUGAGUUUGUUAACUCACUGUUAAUGACUGUUAAUUAUAUAACAUCUGGGGCUUGGUGUUUUCUUUAAUUGGGAGGGAGGGGCAGUGUGGUGUUUUUCCCCAUCUUGGGUUGUAUCCAAGUCACAGGGAAUAAUAAAUUCUGCUCAUGUUCAGCAUUAGCAGUGGUUGAGAACUGAAUGUUCUGAGCAUGCUCUCCUCCCUCCUGUAAUCUCUUAUUCUUGAAAUUGAGAUUACAGAUAUCUGUAUUUAAAGAAAAAAUUUUCGUUUGAAGCCAUUUCUAGUUAUGAAGAUGACCUCUGACCUAUAGCAAAAGAAACAAGAUUGUAAAGACAAGCAAUGCAGACCACUGUGUAUCUUUGGCAGAUUUGCCUGGGAUGUUUUCUGAAGUUAUCAGUUUUUUUCUUACAGUCGCAGGCCAGUAGGGAGCUUUGCUUCACUGCACAAACACUUCUUGCACCUUUUUAGUUCAACUUUUGAAGUAGACACCCUUGAAAAAGGUAUGAGUGUAAUAUAUAUAUAUAUAAGAAAAAAAAUCAUAAUUUUCUGACUUUGAAUAUCUGUUUUAAUAUGCUUAUAUAUUGUAAGUUAAGGCUGACAUGAGGGUUUUUGUUACUGUCAUCGUUUUAAUGUUACAUUUAAGUUUGCUGGUUUUUGACAUACUGUACAAAUGGCUUAGGGAAAUUAGCCCCUAAAGCCAGAGCUUUUAGAAAUGUAAUUAUUUUUACUUUAAAAGACAAAAUUAUAAUGCCUAUAAAGUUACUAUUUUUAUUAGCUUUAUCUUGUUACACACGCUUCGCCUACUUUUUGCACCCUCUAUUACAAGGUGUCCACUGUGAAUGGAAAUGUUGGUACUGUGGCAGCCCCUCUGCAGAGCACCUUGACUAGAUUAUUAUUAUUACAGCAGCCCAAUUUAGAUACCUUUAUCUCUGGUCCUGUUGCUCCAUGAGGCUUGUAGUGCAGCGAUAAGCCCGCCCUCUCAUUCAAAAAUUCAGUGUGGAAGUACUGCUUUGCCUAACAAGCUUAGUGCUAAAGCACAGAUCAAAAUAUAUGUGACAGAUUAUUUGGAAGAUUUAGUGGCCACUCAUGUACUAGCAUGUUUUUGUCUUUAAAACAUAAAGAAAACAGGUCAAAUACAUCCACUAUAUUUAGGCAUUUAAAAAAAAAAAAAAACAAAAAGAAAAAAAAAAACAGUCUAAUAAGUACAAGUAGAUUAACUGGCUGAGGAAAAAAAUGAAAGUUCUUGUUCAUGUAUUUUUUCCAAAGAGAUUGUUGCUGCUUUUGUGUGGGUUUGGUUGUUUAGGGGGGAAAAUGAUUGUAGCUUGCUUAGCAGUAAGGCAAAAAAUAAGCAAACAAACAAAAAACCUAAACCCGCCCAUAUUUAUCCAAAGUCUUAUUUCUCAUAUUUACCAAUUCAAGCUCUAGUCCAGUUGAAUAUUUUGCACUUAGAGUGUCUAUACUGACUGAUUUCAUGCCCCUCAGCUGCUGGAUUUUACCUUAGAUUUUAUUGGGAUCAAAGUCAAGUGAUGCUAAAAGUCAAGGCUUUGAAACUGGUGAAGGAAGAAAUGCAUUGGCAUGGCAUUAGGUGCCCAUCAUACAAAAUUACCAAAUAAUUCAAAGAAGAGCCAAAAGCUUUACAGACUAGCUUAGACAUGUUAAUGCCUGCAUACUGCUGCAGUCUAUUUUGCGGAGUAAAUGGUACUGACUAUCUCGCUGCUGUCCUGUUCUUGAAGUUGCCUGUGUAUAUCAAACGUUCAGGAUUUUAAUAACACGUGUGCAGCAUUAAACAGUGUUGCUGUUCAUUUUAGUAAAUACACUGACUACGGUUAAGAAUCUGUUAUGUUUUAAUCUCUUAAAUUUGGCAACAGUUAUAUGGAUAAAGUCUUUAUCUGGUAUCAGAGAAGUCAGGAUUGUUAGAAACCUUCAUAGUUCUUCAGAAUGUCUGCUCUCCUUUUUAUAUCCGUAAUCAUACUGCAGUCUGUUUUCAGUGCAGUGCUGCCUUUUUUCUCACUAGCUCCUUAUAAAGACAUCUGAGCUUAUACAAUCAAGUAGUCUUAGAUGCAUGUUUUUUCUUUUAAAGAUGAGGGAGCUGUUGUGAAGUGCUCAGAUAAGAUUUCUGUAUUGACCCACCUGUGUCUCUGAAAGUACCUGGACACAAGGUAUUUUCAUUUUUAUAUUCACCAUGUGUUUUUUCUAUAACUAGAAGUACCAUGCCACUUACUGAAAUGAAGAACAGACAGUGAGACUUGAGGGACUAAAUCUGGCGAGGCCUUAAAUCAAUUAAGUUAACAGAAGUCACUGGGAAGCUUUCUAGAAGGAGCACACAGCAUGUGAUAAAAUCAAGGCCUUUUCUUUGAAGCUCAUCAGCUAUGUUUCUUAAUUAUCCAGCGAAAUAGUUACUGUUUUAUGAAAAAGCCUCACCCUGAGGCUGAGCAUGCUCGCUCUACAAAGCUUCAGGUCUCUGCUAUCUAGGCAAUAAAACAAACUAGUUGUAGGAAUGAAAACUGCCUCCCCUCUGCCUCUCACAGCACUGCCAAACACAUCAGAGGAAAACCUGAAGAAUAAUCCCUUAGUUUUUUUUCUUUUCCUUUUUCAAGCACUGCAAUAGAAUAUAUUUCCUUGUCUGUUCCUUCAGUGGUUGCUAUGUACUAAACCAAGUCUUGUUGAUGGAAAGAGAAAUGUCACUGUAGUAUGAGAAUGUUUCUCAAGUGAUGAAAGUUGGUAAAUGCUGCAGCAUUACUUUUUCAGAUGCUGUUGGGUUUUUGAGGACUUUUAAAUAAUUGUGCAUUUGAAAAAAAACAAACAAAAUCCACAACAAAAAAACA
Molecule: messenger RNA, 8085 nt
Organism: Tyto alba (common barn owl)
Lineage: Eukaryota; Metazoa; Chordata; Aves; Strigiformes; Tytonidae
Gene: GOLGA3
Product: golgin A3
Exons: 25
Coding region: 382-4938 (1518 amino acids)
Source: RefSeq, a predicted model, not a curated record